AUGUUCUCUUUUUCUUUUUCUUUCUCCUCCUCUUUCUUUACCCUAUCUCCCAAAUACUUUUCCUCUUUCUCUUCUCUUCUCUUUUCUCGUCCAUAUUCUCUUUCCCGUCUCUAUCUCCCUUUUCUUUCUUUCUUCUUUCUCCUCGACCUUUCCUUUCUGAUUUUUCUCCUUCCUUUUCUUUCUACAUCUACCGAAUCUCUUUCUUUUCGGUUUUUCUCUUUCUGCUUUUCCCUUUUUCUUUCGACCACCUCUGACCUAUCCACUUCCUUUCCCAAACUCUUCUAUUUCCGCCCUCUCUCUUCUUGUAUUCUCCUCCCCCAAAAUCACCCCAUUCACACCCGACCUACACAUUUACGCUCCUUCAAACUCCACCUCCCAAUGUUUAAACAAGCCUCAAAAGGGCUUCCCCUCUCUCUCCCUCUCUCUCUCUCUCUCACUCUCUCUCUCUUUCUCUCUGUUGUGUACAUCGCUUCAUCCCCAAACACACCAACUCGAUUUCUCACUUUCUCCUUCGUCAGCAAUCUUUCUUUCUUUCUUUCUUUCUUUCUUUCUUUCUUUCUUUCUUUCUUUCUUUCCCAUCUUGCUUAUUCGCACUACCUUUCUCCCUCUAACACAAUGAAACAUUUUCCCCUUUACUCCCAUUUCCUUUCAGGAAUAAAUUAUACUUUUAGUCAUACCUUCGCAGUAACUUUGUUUCUUUUCGGUAUAUUUAUGUUUUACUUUAUACUAAUCUAUCUAUCUAUCUACCUAUCUAUCUAUCUAUCUCAGUUUAGUCAUAUCUAUCUCAGUUUAGUUAUAUCUCUCUCAGAUUAUUCAUAUCUAUCUAUCUAUCUAUCUAUCUAUCUAUCUAUCUAUCUAUCUAUCUAUCUAUCUGACUUUAUUAAUAUUUAUCUCAGUUUAUUCAUAUCUAUCUAUCUAUCUAUCUAUCUAUCUAUCUAUCUAUCUAUCUAUCUGAGUUUAUUAAUAUUUAUCUCAGUUUAUUCAUAUCUAUCUAUCUAUCUAUCUAUCUAUCUAUCUAUCUAUCUAUCUGAGUUUAUUAAUAUUUAUCUCAGUUUAUUCAUAUCUAUCUAUCUAUCUAUCUAUCUAUCUAUCUAUCUAUCUAUCUAUCUGAGUUUAUUAAUAUUUAUCUCAGUUUAUACAUAUCUAUCUAUCUAUCUAUCUGAGUUUAUUAAUAUUUAUCUCAGUUUAUUCAUAUCUAUCUAUCUAUCUAUCUAUCUAUCUAUCUAUCUAUCUAUCUAUCUAUCUAUCUAUCUUAAUUAUUCAUAUCUAUCUAUCUAUCUAUCUAUCUAUCUAUCUAUCGAUCUAUCUAUCUAUCUAUCUAUAAGGGCCUUGCCAUAUAAUUUGACUUAUACUGUACACAUCGCUUAUUAUUCUCUCUUUCAUUGUCCGUUUCUCACGCCCUCCACCAAACAUAUCUUCUCACAUUCUUUCUCUUUUUAUUCUCUCCUAGCUGUGUGCUCGAAUAGCUGCUAUAUUAAUAAAGACAAUGAUUUGUCGUUGUGUAUUGCUCAUCUCUCAAACCGCGGAGCCACUCCCGACAUAUAUCAAGAGAGAGGAGGCUCCUUCCUACUCCAAUAA
Molecule: messenger RNA, 1578 nt
Organism: Acanthosepion pharaonis
Lineage: Eukaryota; Metazoa; Mollusca; Cephalopoda; Sepiida; Sepiidae
Source: the annotation of a GenBank genome assembly